Molecule: messenger RNA, 1278 nt
Organism: Moneuplotes crassus
Lineage: Eukaryota; Ciliophora; Spirotrichea; Euplotida; Euplotidae
Source: the annotation of a GenBank genome assembly
AAAAUGAGAAGAGAUUUUGAUCUUGAGGAAGAAGAGAUUGAUUAUUCAAGAGCGACUUCAAGGAAAAGCAGGGGAGAUAAGAGCAGAAGUAGCAGAGUAGCCCCAGGAACUUCAGUCAAACCUUAUUUCCUUGAUAAAAGAGUUCUGAUAACUGGUUCCUCAAGUGGAAUUGGUAGAUGUCUCGCUUAUUGGUUUUUGAAUAACGGUGCAAGAGUUGGAUUAGUAGGAAGAGAUAAAGAAUCUCUUACAGAUAUUGGAAGAGACUUUCCAUCCCAAGCCAUCGUUAUUCAUUGAGACCUCGCUGAUGAUAAGCAACAAUAUGAAAUGGCUGGCGGAGUAAUAGAAAAAUUUGGAGGUCUAGAUAUUUUGGUCAACUGAGCAGGAGCUAUUUUUGAAGGUGAUGUUGAGAGAACUUUUCCACAAGACUUUGAUUAUCUAUGUGAUAUCAAUUUGAGACUCCCAUUUCAUCUAAUUUCUCUUUUCCAGCCCUUCUUAGAAAAAUCAGGAGGAUGAAUAAUAAAUCUAAGCUGCAUCAACGGACACAGACCAACUCAAGGAUUGAUUUCAUAUGCGAUGUCUAAAGCAGGAUUAGAGAUGCUUACUAAAUGAGCAGCUCUUGAGCUGGCUCCUCUAGGAAUCAGAGUGAAUGCUGUCGCUCCAUCUCUCUGUGAUACAAACCUUUUCAGGUAUUCUGGUCUAACCGAAACUGAGUUUUAUGCAAUGAAAAGUAGAGCUAAGGAUACCAAUCCGAUGCACAAAGUUGCUCUCCCAGAAGAAGUGGCUAAAGCUAUCGUUUUUCUUGCAUCAGAUAGAGCAAAGAGGAUCACUGGCCAUAUUCUAAAGGUUGAUGGUGGAAAAUCCCUCACUAACCUCUCUACUGUUGAUUGGUACGGAACUGACGUGAUGAACAGACGGUUCGAGGCUCCUCAAGGAGGAGUAUCAAAGAUUAGCAAUUUCUGGAAGAAGGUCAAGACUAGCUUGCUUGAUGCCACUCAGGGAGCUCCUGUGGGGUCAACAGACUGGAUCAAUGCUCACCAGAAAUCUAAUUGGGCAACUCAUGAUGCUGAAGCGCAUGAAAAAGUUGACCUAGACUAUGGUGCUUACAGAAUAGAUGCAGAUAAGAACAUUGAGUACGAGAGAGCAAAUUUAAGAGGUGGUGCUAAUUACCCAGCCAAGGCUGAAUACAGAACUUACGAUAGAUAUACAUAUGGAGGUGGAAGAUCUGGAGGAGGAAUGGGCGACCCAAGAGGUUCAGCAGGAAGAAGAACACAUUUUUAA